This is a messenger RNA of Dentiscutata heterogama, 159 nucleotides long. The record is from the annotation of a GenBank genome assembly. NCBI's taxonomy places the organism in Eukaryota, Fungi, Glomeromycota, Glomeromycetes, Diversisporales, Gigasporaceae.
AUGUUUAAAAGAGAAAAUUCAAUAUAUAAGCUUUUUAAAGAAGAUUCUAAACAAUUUUAUAAAUAUGCUAUUAACAAAUUUAAUUCAAGAUUCAAUAAAUAUGAAUAUGGUGAAUAUCUUUUAGCAUAUUUUCUCUAUUCACUUUAUAAAGGUAAGUAA